Vicia faba (fava bean) is the source of this 495-nucleotide messenger RNA. The record is from the annotation of a GenBank genome assembly. NCBI's taxonomy places the organism in Eukaryota, Viridiplantae, Streptophyta, Magnoliopsida, Fabales, Fabaceae.
AUGGGCUUAGUUGAAGAGAGUGGAGCGGGUGAGGGAAAUGGGCCGGGUCGUUGGAAGACCCAGACCCAAGAGGAAGAAACACAAAUGCUGAAGCGAAAAAAACCUAAGAAAGAUGGAAGAGGGCGAAAUGGGUUUUGGAAAUUGAGUGAUGGAGAUGAAGGACGGAAGGAUGAUAGGUGGGUUGAGCGACGGUUCGAUGACAGAGAUGAUGAUUGUGGCUGCACCCAAGGAAGGGUUUUGAUUUGGCUUGUUGCUCACACUCAUCAACUAGCAACUAUUCGUAAAAGUUGUUGUACAGGUACACGACACUAUCAAUUCAGUCUAAUUUGGGGAUCCUCCACUUCUUCCCUUAACCAAAGUCAGGAAACAAGGACAGAUAGCCAAAAUCUAUUGCAAUACAGGUUCUUCCAUCGAUUUGAGCGGGAGAAGAAGGACGGUUGUAUUAGAGUUGAAGAAGGUGAUGGUGAUGAUUGCAGAGAGAAGGUGGAAAAUUGA